CUCAAUAUAUUCAUUUUGUAUAGUACAGUCAGCCUAUUCAAAACCAAAAGCAGUCCAUAGAAUUAAUAAGUCGGAAAAUGAUCUAAAAUUCAAAUCGAACUUUUAUUCACUAAGCUCCAAGUCAAAUGAAUUUGAUUUUGUGUAAUUGAAAUAGUUCGCACAAAGUGAAGAAAACGUGAAAAAUCAAUAUCGAAUCCAUUGAUUUGUAGAUUCUAUUUUGGUUGAAAAUGUCAUUGUACAGACUGUCAGUUCGGUUGAUAUCAAAUAAUUUCAGCAACGAUAUCAAAAUCAAUUUUCGGAAUACAAAUCAGCAGAUAGUUCCAGGUGCAAAUAUUCAGACACAUCGGAAUUUCUGUGCAUUGCAAAAGAAACAUGACGUAAUGCCUCCAAACGCGAUGAAUGCACGGAAUCUCGCUAUUCAGGAAAUCACAAAAAAUAUCCAGCUUUAUUCGGGGAAACCGAGAAAAGCUGGUAUCGAUCCGAAAACUCUAAGAUUAAAUGAUCCCAUUGAUAAGCCUCUGGUUAUUAUGCUCAGCUGGUUGCUGGCAAAACAGAAGCAUCUAUCAAAAUUCGCCGAACUCUACAUCGAACAGGGCUACGAUGUUGUAACGGUAGCAAUCACACCGUGGCAGCUGUUGUGGCCUGCGAAAGGAACGCAAGUAAAUGCAGCCGAUUUGCUAAAAUUUUUGGAAAAUAAUCCGAUGUACAAUCCGUUGUUGUUGCACGGAUUCUCAGUGGGAGGUUACAUGUGGGGUGAAUGCUUGGUACAUAUGGCUCGCGACCAGGAGCGAUAUAGUUCCAUCUUGAAUCGAAUUUCCGGACAAAUUUGGGAUAGUGCGGCAGAUAUUACCGAAAUACCAGUGGGUGUACCAAAGGCUUUGUUCCCUACCAAUCAGGCCUUACAGAAUGCUCUCAGACAUUACAUGGUUUACCACAUGAAAACAUUCCAUGAUGCAGCGACCAUGCAUUACAUACGAUCUAGUCAAAUGUUUCACAGUACAUUGGUAAAAAGUCCGGCCUUAUUUCUACUUUCGAAAACCGAUCCAGUUGGUGCUGUCGCUUCGAAUCAGCGAGUCCGAGAAAGCUGGGAGUCGUUAGGCAUUUCUUGCUCGUGGAAAUGUUGGGACCAAUCGCCCCAUGUCGGUCAUUUCCACAAACACAGAGAGGAGUACGUUGAGACAUUGUUCAAUCAUUUGCGAUCGAUUAAUAUGAUCGGCUUUGCGGAUAAACUCAGAGCGAAAUUAUAAGACGAUUGACCAGUGACGUAGCGAAUUUUUAUUUUUAUAUUUGUGAGGAGGAGAGAGUUAACUUGAUUGCAAACUUGUAUGAUUUUCGUUUGAUAAAAAAGGGGGUAUUUAGUUGCACACUUUAAAUGUUUGAUUCCUUAUUGUUUAUUGAAAUUGCUCUAGGAAGUGUAAGUAUAGAUUAAUCGUCAGUUGUAUUACUAAUGUAGAUGAAAUUAAAAUCCUGUCUUUGUAUUACGAAA
This is a messenger RNA of Bradysia coprophila, 1486 nucleotides long. RefSeq names its product transmembrane protein 53-like lethal (2) k09913. Gene Ontology annotation, molecular function: serine hydrolase activity. Lineage: Eukaryota; Metazoa; Arthropoda; Insecta; Diptera; Sciaridae. The record is from RefSeq and is a predicted model, not a curated record.